AUGGCUAUUUUCAAUAUAGAAAUGCACAAUCGUGUAAUUUGCCAUUUGGAGAAUUCUCAUAUUAUAAUAUCAUCAGAAAACGAAUGGUUUAAGCAAUGUGUGGAUUUCUUCAUGUCAGAUAAUCCAAAUUGUGAUGCAAAAGAUUUAUCCGCAAUGGUGGUUGAACAAUUAAGUUUAUCUGAUUUUCAAGAAAUUGCAUUGUUUAGUUUACCAGCCAAUUUAAAUAAUUGUGAAAAAAAAGUUUUGACUGGAAAAUAUUGCCUUCAGGUGAACACCAUUCUUGAUGUUGGCCAAUCGUGUUAUUCACAAUAUAAUAUAUUAGUAAAAAAAGACACUAGUAAUACUGAAAUUAGUGAUAAUAAACCAGCCCCCUGGGAACCUAAAUCACAUAGAAUGUUAAAAAUGAUGUGUUCCGAUGGUCAACAGGAUAUAGUGGCUAUGGAAUAUGAGCCAUUACAAUGUCUUAAAGAGCCGUUUAUACCUGGCUUCAAAAUUGUGGUUGUUGGACCAGUUGAAUAUAGAAAAGGAGUGUUACUAUUAAAAUCUAGUAAUGUACACUUCAUUGGCGGCGAGGUCGAACAUUUAUUAAUAAAAAAUGCACCAUUAAAUGUUUUAUGUAGAGCCCUAAACAAACCUGAAUUAGAAAAUCCGUACAUGUUUUCAAAUAUUGAAGUUGAAAAUGCUGUUAUGGAAGUACCUGAACCACGUGAUAUUAUUCCACCGAGACAAAUAGAAAAUGUUUCCACAGUUGGUAUAAGAGAACAAAACUCAUUAAUACACCCAACUCGCACAAAUCAAAAUAAUAAUAGCAACCGUACUGGAAGUGAAAUUAUUACAUAUGACGAUUUUUUUGAUGGAGAUGAUGAUUUGUUAUACCUGACUCAAGUGGCAGAAAUUGAAACAAGACUCACUCAAUCCGAUAAUGUUACAAACUCGGUACCACCAUUACAAACAUUUGAUACACACCAACAUAAUACCAAAGUCAAUACAACUACAAUUUCAGUUCCUAAAAAUAAUAACAUAGCAAAUAAGAAGCCAGCAGUUACUGCGAGACAGACUAAAAUAUCUGAUAUGUUAGGUCCAAGUACUUCAACAGCAUACAAAAGUUCUGUAGCUGAACCAAUUAGGUGUCCAAAUGAUAGGACAAUAGAAAACAAUAGCAUGAAUAUCAAACAAAUAUCAGGGAAACGUAACGCUAGUUCACCAGUAUACACAGAAACUAAAAGGCCAUCAAUGGAACUGCACAGAUCAGAGGAUGAUUGGGGUGAUAUUGAUGUUUCAAACCCAUUGAUUAAAGUCCUAAAUUCUGCUUCUAUUGUAAAGAACUCAAAAAUACAAGUGAAACAAAAUGAAUGGAUAUGUUCUGGUAUCAUGAUGGAUGAAUCAAAACAUGAAGAAGUUGAGUUCUCAUCAGAAGUAUUGGAACGUUUAAUUGGAAUUUCAUCCGAAGAAGUUCUUCAGUUAAAAAAUAAUCCUUUAAACUGUGCCCCACUAAAAGAAAAAAUUGAAAAAGGAAUUAAAGGGGCAUAUAGAAAAUUGCACUUAUUCAAAGGUAAGAUAACUUUGACAUAUUCAUUAGAUGGGAAAAAAAAACCAACUAUUACAGACAUGGAAUUAAUAUAA
Messenger RNA from Macrosiphum euphorbiae (potato aphid), 1623 nucleotides. The record is from the annotation of a GenBank genome assembly. Lineage: Eukaryota; Metazoa; Arthropoda; Insecta; Hemiptera; Aphididae.